Molecule: messenger RNA, 1406 nt
Organism: Physella acuta
Lineage: Eukaryota; Metazoa; Mollusca; Gastropoda; Physidae
Product: protein N-terminal asparagine amidohydrolase
Biological process (GO): ubiquitin-dependent protein catabolic process
Cellular component (GO): nucleus
Molecular function (GO): protein-N-terminal asparagine amidohydrolase activity
Source: RefSeq, a predicted model, not a curated record
AUCACCCCUCAAUAAUGCCAUUUUAUUAUAUUCUUGUUUGGUGAAAACGAGGCGCGGGAAAAUGUGUGCCGCGCAAGAAUCCAAUCAUUUGGCUAGAUUUAUGACUGUUUUUUAUGUCAUACCUAAAAAUAGAAUGUUUACGCUUUCUUCGUUGAUGAUCGUUUUUAUUAUUUUUUAAAUUGAAAGUAUGAAUUAUUAGUUAGAUUGCGGAUUUUGUAACUUGGUAUACUUACCUUUUAUCAAUUUAAAAAACAUAGCAUGCUAAUUGUGAACAAAUAUAGUCAUAAAACACAGAAAUAUAAAGUUAUAAUUGCGAUGUGCCACACCCGGGCCACACCCCCUCAAGAAAGCAUGUGUUUAUUAAGCUGUUUAUCUCACUUUACAACAAUACCAUUUUAAAAAAUGCCACUUUUCAUUCAAGAGCUUGAGGUGAAACCGGAAAUGUCAAUAGAAAACUUCAUCAAAAAGUUUUCACAUUUUAAAGAAUCCUCAAGACAACUUCAGCAACAGCAGAUCAGGGUUGUUGGCCCAAAACAUCUUUUGUACAUUGGUCAACGAGAAGUAGGAGGGACUUGUCCUACAGAUAAGACUGUAUCAGUUUUGGGCUCAGAAGAUGCGACAACAUGUCAUAUUGCUGUUAUGAGGCAUACAGGUUCUGGUGCUACAAGCAUGAUACAUUUUGAUGGUUGUUCAACUGCUCAAGGACUUGAGGCCAUGAUUACAAUAGUUUCCAAUCUUACACAAAAUAUGUCCUCUGGCAGGCUUGAACUUCAUCUUGUUGGUGGGUUUUUAGAUGAUCAGCUGAACUCUCACACAGUUUCAAACAAAAUACUCAAAGCUUUGUGUGAAUGUCAACAUGAGAUUCAUCUGGUUACAGCAUGUAUAACCCAUUUCAAUACAGUAUACAAGCAUCACAAUAAACCUUUCCCAGCUAUAUAUGGCGUAGCUGUAAACAUUGAGACUGGUGAGAUUUUCCCAGCAACUUUUCCAGAUAAAGGUCCAGACCUUGCUUUAAGAAGUGCUCGCCAUUUUACCGGUGGAAAAGAUAAUAUAAUCAUCUAUGAUCCUCACAUGCAUGAAUUGACAAUAGGGCCAUUUGAUUACUCUGGGAUGCCAAACCUAGAUUUUUUUCUAUCUUUAACAAACAGAGAUAUUAGAAAAUUUUUAUCAACUUCUCCUGAUCAAGAACCAGAGGGCUUUGAAGAUAAUGUGAGGACAACUCUAAAGUGGCUCAAUGAUUUUCCAGAACCACUAAAAUCUGUAUUUAAGAAUGGAGCCCCUCGAAGAUAUGUUAAAGACCCAUUUGGUGCAUGGAUAGCUGUAGAGUAAUUGCACUUGAAAAAACCUGUCCAUUGGUUUUAUUGCCAAAUUGUACAUAAUAUUGUAUAUUAAACUUCUUUUUUUUU